CCAAGUUUUUGGCUUGACUUGUCUUCCCCUCUGCCCUCUGUUUUCCAAUUUUGUUUUUGGCUACAUUUUUUUCUCUUAGUUUUCAUUUUGUGUAUAUAUAUAUAUAUAUUUCCCUCCCUUUUUUCUUUUUGAAAAGGCUUUAAAAAUUGCAGAUAGUAACUGUCACUAACAACUCCCUCCCUCCCUCCACGAACUUUCUUCUUCUUUUUGUUUUCCUGUUUUAAAUGCGAAUCCUCUCCUUCAUUUUCCAUUGCUUUUAAGUCUUUAUAAGAUCAAAGACAAAACGGCUGUUGCUCUGUUUUGUCUCUCUCCCUGGUUUUUGUUUGGUUUGUCUGAAAAUAUUCGAAACCAAUUACCUAAACAAUUUUUCGGUCACCGGGAUUUUCGAAAAAUGAAAUGGAACUUAUUUUUGAGUAUUGACUUCAUUAAGGGCCUGGAUUAUAGGACUAGACUCAAAAGGUUUGAAUUUAUUACACUUGAAGAAACCGCCACAUAACUUGAACGAAUUCAUGAAUCUCCGGCGACAAAGAUUUGUAAGGUUCCAAGAUUGGAAUUCAGAUGAUGGAUUGUUUCAAAUGAAAGUUGGACAAUCAUUGAAUGCAUUUAUGGAGCGUCUCCAAGGAGUGUUUGAGAAGGGUGUUGAAAGGAUUAGAAGCUUGAAGAAAUCAAUAAGUUUCCGAUCUUUGGGCAGUAAUCCGGCAACUGAGAAGGCAAAGGCAUUGGGUUCCAAGAAGAGAAUUCUUAAUCCACAGGGACAGUUUCUUCAGACAUGGAACAAAAUGUUCCUUUUAUCAUGUGCCAUUGCUCUUGCUGUGGAUCCCUUGUUCUUUUACAUCCCUGUGGUCGAUGGCCGUCGCAAAUGCCUUAAUUUGGAUGACAGAUUGGAAAUUACAGCUAGCGUGCUUCGAACAUUCAUAGAUGCCUUUUAUAUACUUCACAUGAUCUUUCAGUUCCGCACUGCAUUUAUCGCCCCGUCGUCCCGGGUAUUUGGUAGGGGUGAGUUGAUUGAGGAUCUUUGGCCAAUAGCGAAGAGAUACUUGUCCAAGUAUUUCAUCAUUGAUGUUCUGGCAAUUCUUCCACUCCCACAGGUGGUAAUCUUAAUUAUAACUCCAACAAUCAAAGGCUCGGUUUCAUUGGUCACAAAGGACUUGUUGGAAUUCAUUAUUUUCGCCCAGUAUGUUCCGAGGAUCAUUCGAAUCUUUCCUCUUUACAAAGAAGUUACAAGAACUUCUGGCAUACUUGCAGAAACAGCAUGGGCUGGAGCUGCUUUGAAUCUCUUCCUCUAUAUGCUAGCCAGUCAUGUAGUAGGAGCCUUUUGGUACUUGUUCUCAAUAGAACGAGAAGACAGCUGCUGGCGCAAUGCCAUAGGCGAAGGUGAAGAAAGUGCAUUGUACUGUGAUAAACACACUACGACCAUAAACACCACAUUAGUGAACUUGCUGAAUAGUUCAUGCCCAUUUAUAAAUCCUGAUGACAUAAAGGAUUCCAAGGCCUUCAACUUCGGUAUAUUCAUCGAUGCACUUGACUCACGGGUGGUAGAAACUUGUGAUUUUCCAAAAAAAUUCUUUUACUGCUUUUGGUGGGGUUUGCGUAAUUUAAGUUCUCUGGGUCAAAAUCUCAAAACCAGCACUUUUGUGUGGGAAAUACUCUUUGCUAUCGUGAUCUCCAUUGCUGGACUGGUUCUGUUUUCACUGCUUAUUGGGAAUAUGCAGAAAUAUCUGCAGUCGACUGGAGUCAGAGUCGAGGAAAUGAGAGUGAAAAGGCAAGAUGCAGAACAAUGGAUGUCCCAUCGAAUGCUACCUGAGAACCUGAGGGAACGUAUUAGGAAGUAUGAGCAGUAUAAAUGGCAAGAAACCAGAGGGGUUGAAGAAGAGACGUUGAUUUCCAGCCUUCCUAAAGAUCUCAAGAGGGAUAUAAAGAGGCAUCUUUGCUUGGAUCUUCUCAAGAGAGUGCCAAUGUUUGAAAAAAUGGAUGAGAGACUGUUAGAUGCAAUGUGUGAUCAUCUCAAGCCGGCGCUUUACACUGACAAGAGCUACAUCGUCCGAGAAGGGGAUCCAGUAGAAGAGAUGCUGUUUAUCAUCCGAGGAAAUCUAACAAGUACGACCACCAACGGUGGAAGAACCGGCUUCUUCAAUGCAGUUCAUCUCAAGGCUGGUGAUUUUUGUGGAGAUCAUCUUCUUACAUGGGCCUUGGAUCUCCAGUCCUCAUCCAACCUACCUAUCUCAACUAGAACCGUGCAGGCCUUAACUGAAGUUGAAGCCUUUGCUUUAAUGGCUGAUGACUUGAAGUUCGUUGCCUCCCAGUUCCGUCGUCUUCACAGCAAGCAGUUCCAGCACACUUUCAAGUUCUACUCGGUGCAAUGGCAGACUUGGGCAGCAUCUUUUAUACAAGCGGCAUGGCGCCGGUACUUCAAGAGGAAGCUUAUGAAAUCCCUUCGUGAAGCAGAGGAUAAGCUGCAGAAUGCUUUGGCAAAAGAGUCCGGAACCUCGCCAAGUCUCGGAGCCACUCUUUAUGCAUCAAAGUUUGCUGCCAAUGCAUUGCGAACCUUGCGGAAAAAUGGUUCGCAAAGCACCAGGCUGCCUCAAAGAUUACCACCACUUCUUCCUCAAAAACCAGCCGAGCCUGAUUUUACAGCUGAAGACAGCUGAUUAACAGUUUUUAUCAUAAAACGCAUUAUUCCAAACAGAUAUAUGUAUAGUUUUUUCCCCA
This is a messenger RNA of Gossypium raimondii (Peruvian cotton), 2709 nucleotides long. Its product is annotated as cyclic nucleotide-gated ion channel 1. The record is from RefSeq and is a predicted model, not a curated record. The transcript is spliced from 8 exons. Lineage: Eukaryota; Viridiplantae; Streptophyta; Magnoliopsida; Malvales; Malvaceae. Gene Ontology annotation, cellular component: membrane. Gene Ontology annotation, molecular function: protein binding; monoatomic ion channel activity. Gene Ontology annotation, biological process: monoatomic ion transport; transmembrane transport. Bases 510 to 2648 code for a protein of 712 amino acids.